Messenger RNA from Cajanus cajan (pigeon pea), 3836 nucleotides. RefSeq names its product phospholipase D P1 (gene PLDP1). Gene Ontology annotation, cellular component: plasma membrane. Lineage: Eukaryota; Viridiplantae; Streptophyta; Magnoliopsida; Fabales; Fabaceae. Gene Ontology annotation, molecular function: D-type glycerophospholipase activity. Gene Ontology annotation, biological process: intracellular signal transduction; phosphatidic acid biosynthetic process; phospholipid catabolic process. The record is from RefSeq and is a predicted model, not a curated record.
AAUCAAACUUGCGCACUCGUUUGGCGUUGUUCAGAGUUGAACUCAUAUUCCGCAUUUUCCUCUUCUCACGAAAACUUAAACAAGCGUUCUCUCUCUUCUGAAUUUGGAUUUUGGAUCCGAAAAGACCAACGACGUCGUUGCAGCACCACUUCCUCGCCGCAUUCGAUUCCCGCACAGUUCCCAAUCGCCGACGCUUCGAUUCCAAUGGCGACGGAGAAGUUAAUGGCUCCCGGCGGCCCCCGCUACGUUCAAAUGAAAUCGUCUCCGCCGCCGUCGCCGCCGGCCGCGGCUGUCGAGGACAUGUCCUCGGCCCCGUCGUUCCGCCACAGCUGCGCCGAGGCCCAUCGGAUUUUCGAAGAACUGCCGCAAUCCACCAUCGUCUCCGUCUCUCGCCCCGACGCCAGCGACAUCAGUCCCAUGCAACUCUCUUACACAAUUCAAGUUCAGUACAAACAGUUCAAGUGGGAGCUAAUGAAGAAAGCUCAUCAAGUAUUUAUUUUGCAUUUCGCAUUAAAGAAGCGUGCCAUUAUUGAAGAAAUCCACGAGAAGCAAGAGCAGGUUAAAGAAUGGCUUCAAAAUCUAGGAAUUGGAGAACACACUGCUAUGGUGCAAGAUGACGAUGAAGCUGAUGAUGAUACUGUCCAGUUACAGACUGAUGAAACUCAUGAAAGUGCUAAGGACAGAGAUGUUCCAUCUAGUGCUGCUCUACCAAUUAUACGGCCAGCCUUAGGAAGACAGCAUUCUAUUGCAGACAGAGCAAAGCAUGCAAUGCAAGGAUAUCUUAAUCACUUUUUGGGAAAUAUCAGUAUUGUGAACUCUCGUGAGGUUUGUAAGUUUUUGGAGGUAUCAAAGUUAUCUUUUUCACCUGAAUAUGGCCCUAAGCUGAAGGAAGAAUAUGUGAUGGUGAAGCAUCUGCCCAAAAUUCAGAAUGAUGAUGAUUCCAGAAAGUGUUGUUUGUCUGACUGUUUUAGUUGCUGUAACGACAACUGGCAAAAGGUAUGGGCUGUACUGAAACCUGGAUUCCUGGCAUUGCUGGCAGAUCCUUUUGAUACACAGCCUCUGGACAUCAUUGUUUUUGAUGUAUUGCCUGCCUCAGAUGGGAAUGGGGAUGGUCGGUUAUCACUGGCGAGUGAAGUGAAGGAACGAAAUCCUUUACGCCAUUCAUUCAAGGUGAGUUGUGGAAUCCGGAGUAUCAGAAUUAGAGUGAAAAGUAGUAGUAAAGUUAAAGAUUGGGUUGCUGCAAUUAAUGAUGCUGGACUCAGGCCUCCUGAAGGCUGGUGUCAUCCUCAUCGUUAUGGUUCAUUUGCUCCUCCAAGAGGCUUAGUCGAAGAUGGAAGUCAAGCCCAGUGGUUUGUUGAUGGGCGAGCGGCAUUUGAGGCCAUUGCUUCUUCAAUUGAGGAUGCAAAAUCAGAGAUAUUUAUAUGUGGUUGGUGGCUGUGCCCAGAACUGUAUAUGCGGAGACCUUUUCACACUAAUGCUUCAUCAAGGCUUGAUAAUUUGUUGGAAGCAAAAGCUAAGCAAGGGGUUCAGAUUUACAUUCUUCUCUACAAAGAGGUGGCUCUUGCUUUGAAAAUCAACAGUGUUUAUAGCAAGAAAAAGCUUCUUAGCAUUCAUGAGAAUGUGAGGGUAUUACGCUAUCCUGACCACUUUUCUACUGGUGUUUACCUGUGGUCACAUCAUGAAAAACUUGUCAUUAUUGAUAACCAUAUCUGCUUUAUUGGAGGACUGGAUUUAUGCUUUGGUCGGUAUGACACAUCUGAGCAUAAAGUGGGAGAUUUCCCUCCUCUUGUUUGGCCUGGAAAAGACUAUUAUAACCCAAGAGAAUCUGAACCAAAUUCUUGGGAAGAUACAAUGAAAGAUGAAUUGGAUCGUGAAAAAUUUCCUCGUAUGCCUUGGCACGAUGUUCAUUGUGCCCUUUGGGGACCACCUUGCCGUGACAUUGCUAGGCAUUUUGUUCAGCGAUGGAAUUAUGCUAAGAGGAACAAAGCUCCGUAUGAGCAAGCAAUACCAUUACUUAUGCCUCAGCAUCAUAUGGUUAUUCCACAUUACUUGGGAGGAAGCAGAGAGAUACAGAUUGAAAGUGGGAGCAUUGACAAUCAUACUAUCCUUAAGAGAGAUGAUUCAUUUUGUUCAUCUUCCCAAGACCAAGAUAUUCCUCUACUAUUGCCUCAGGAGUCUGAUGGAUUGGAUACUCAUGAAGGAGACCAAAAAUUGAAUGGGGUAAUCUCCUCUUCACAUCACCUUGACAAGCCAAGAAGGAUAAGAAGUGGUCUUCCAUUCUCAUUCCGGAAGGCCAAAAUUGUAGCAGUUGGUCCAGAUACACCCAUGAAGGGCUUUGUAGAUGAUCUAGAUUCUGAGCAUGACCGUGAAAAAAAGUCUGUGGAUAGAGUGGCUCAUUUUGAUUUACAAAGUACAGAUUCAGAAUGGUGGGAAACACAAGAACGGGGUGACCAGGGAGGUUUUGCUGAUGAAUCAGGACAAGUUGGUCCUCUUGCUUCCUGCCGUUGCCAAGUUAUUAGGAGCGUGAGUCAAUGGUCUGCUGGAACAAGUCAAAACGAAGAGAGCAUCCACAGUGCUUAUUGCUCUCUUAUUGAAAAAGCUGAAUACUUCAUCUACAUUGAGAAUCAGUUUUUUAUCUCAGGUCUUUCUGGAGAUGAGAUGAUACGGAAUCGUGUGUUAGAAGCUUUAUAUCGACGGGUUAUGCGAGCUUACAAUGACAAAAAAUGUUUCAGGGUUAUAAUUGUCAUACCUCUCCUGCCUGGCUUCCAGGGCGGCCUUGAUGAUAGUGGUGCAGCAUCUGUGAGAGCCAUAAUGCAUUGGCAGUAUCGAACCAUUUGCAGAGGGCAAAAUUCUAUCUUGCAUAAUCUUUAUGAACUUCUUGGUUCUAAAAUACAUGACUACAUCUCUUUUUACGGCCUAAGAUCUUAUGGUAGACUCUCUAAUGGUGGUCCUGUGGCAACCAGCCAGGUGUAUGUUCACAGUAAAAUCAUGGUUGUUGAUGAUUGUAUAACUUUGAUAGGAUCUGCUAAUAUUAAUGAUAGGAGCUUACUUGGCUCCAGAGAUUCUGAGAUUGGUGUGGUUAUAGAAGACAGAGAGUUGAUUGGUUCUUAUAUGGAUGGAAAGCCUUGGAAAGCAGGAAAAUUUUCCUUGACCCUCCGAUUGUCCUUAUGGUCUGAGCACUUGGGUCUACCUACAGGAGAGGUCAAUCAAAUAAUGGACCCAGUUGUUGAAUCUACUUACAAGGAUAUUUGGAUGGCAACAGCGAAGACGAAUACUACUAUUUACCAGGAUGUCUUUUCUUGCGUACCAAAUGAUCUGAUACACACCAGACUUGCUUUCAGACAAAGUGUGGCUUUUUGGAAAGACAAAAUUGGUCAAACGACCAUUGAUUUAGGAAUAGCCCCAGAAAAAUUAGAAUCAUAUCAUGAUGGUGGCAUUAAGAACACCGAUCCCUUGGAUAGAUUAGCAGCAGUGAGGGGUCAUCUUGUCUCUUUUCCCCUGGAGUUCAUGUGUCAGGAAAGUCUAAGACCUGCUUUUAAUGAAAGCGAAUACUACGCUACUCAAGUUUUCCAUUGAGUUCGAUGUCUCCGAGUACAUAACAUAUUGGGUUUUUCUUUACAAUUUUUACAGGGAUGUGUAAUUUAAUUCUUGCAGAAUUCCUUUUUAUUACGAUUCUGCAAGUGAGAAAAAGAAAAAGGGGUGGGGGGAGACAAGGUUUAAUCAUGAUAUUCUUGUAAAGAAUGUAUCUAUAACUGUUCACUGUAAAAAAAAAAAAAAAGUUUAAUUUUUAUAGAAAAAAGAAAUCAGUUCAAUAAUACACGCUGAUAUUUACUGUA